Prunus armeniaca (apricot) is the source of this 672-nucleotide messenger RNA. The record is from the annotation of a GenBank genome assembly. Lineage: Eukaryota; Viridiplantae; Streptophyta; Magnoliopsida; Rosales; Rosaceae.
AUGCAAGAAAGUGAAAGCAUUGAAAAGUAUUUCACAAAGGUUACAACAAUUGUUAACCUAAUGUCGUCAAAUGGACAGAUUUUGGAAGAUGCAAGAAUUGUUGAAAAAGUCCUUCGUAGUUUACCACCGAAAUUUGAUUAUGUUGUGGCUGCCAUUGAAGAGUCAAAUGAAAUUUCUGCUCUUUCCAUAGAAGAUUUGCAAGGAAAAUUGGAGGCCCAUGAAAUCAAAAUAAAUUUGAGGAAUCCUCCUCCCACACAAUCGGAUCAAGCUCUAAAGACUCAAGUUACAACGGGAGGCAAUCGAAAUCAAGCUACUGGUUCUAGUCAGAGCUACGAUCGCGGUCGUGGUCGUGGUCGUGGUAGAGGUGGUAGAGGCGGAAGAGGAAGAGGAAGAAAUUCUAAUUUUCAAAGUGGAAGAGGCUCAUCAAACAAUUCUAGUGAUGGUGAGAAAAAUUCCAGUUCUUCAUCAUCAUAUAGGGGAAGAGAAAAUGGCUUUCAAAGAGGAAGAGGAUGUGGUUAUUUCAAGUGUUAUUAUUGUGACAAGCCUGGCCACAUAAUGAGAGAGUGUCGAUUCAAGCAAGAAGAUGAAAAACAAUAUGGGUGCAUCAAGGGUGUAUCAAGAGUGUCAAGAGUGUGUGUUGUAGUAGAGUAUUUGAAGUAUCAAUCUUAUUGA